GGUACAAGCCAAAGCCCCAUCCCCUGGUCAGGUCAAGAUCAGAUCAACCAACAGGACUCUUUAAAAAUCUACUGGUAGAAAAAUCGGAAUCUCAUUGGAAAUUGUGGAUCUCGUCCCAGGGCAUCUCCAUCUCUUCAAGCCCGUAGUUUUCUUCCUCUGUUUCAAUUCACUAAUGAUUUGGAUCGGUGUACGCGUUCAAGCUGAGAAUGCCAGAAUCGCUAGAGAACGAGCCAACGCGCAGCCUUAUGUUCUUGUUGUAAGACGUAUGGCUGGUGCUGAUGCUGAAAUUCUUUUUGCUCAAGCUUCGCCUACUCAAGUGAAAGACGGUUCCCCGGUUUCUGCUCCAACUUCACUCACUACUAGUCAUGGUUGCUGGUCUCACGCCAAGUCAUUGUUGGCCUGCUUGGAUAUGCAAAGGGACUACAAAAACUGCAAAUCCUAUUUUGACACCUUGAGGGAAUGUCUAAAGACUAAAGAGACCUGAGUCCGCUGCUAGUGGGUGAAAUAGGCUGUUUCAAUAUAAGUUGCUAAUUUGCUAUUUGCUUAUAUGAACUUAACCAGGGUCAAGAUGAUGAAUUAUUUUGGGCAAUACUGAGAGCUUGUUAAUGUACAAGCUUUGUUAUUAAAAAAACAGCUAAUUGUAAAUUCUCUUGAAGCUAGAUCACUUUGGGUCCGUUUGGUAUACAAG
Cuscuta campestris is the source of this 688-nucleotide messenger RNA. Lineage: Eukaryota; Viridiplantae; Streptophyta; Magnoliopsida; Solanales; Convolvulaceae. The record is from the annotation of a GenBank genome assembly.